This is a messenger RNA of Sapajus apella (tufted capuchin), 1348 nucleotides long. It is a transcript of the gene RNF135, whose product is annotated as ring finger protein 135. The transcript is spliced from 5 exons. Gene Ontology annotation, molecular function: protein binding; ribonucleoprotein complex binding; ubiquitin-protein transferase activity. Bases 37 to 1326 code for a protein of 429 amino acids. Gene Ontology annotation, cellular component: cytoplasm. NCBI's taxonomy places the organism in Eukaryota, Metazoa, Chordata, Mammalia, Primates, Cebidae. The record is from RefSeq and is a predicted model, not a curated record. Gene Ontology annotation, biological process: regulation of innate immune response.
GCCUCGACCCAGACGUCCGCGCCCAGCCUGGUCGCCAUGGCGGGCCUGGGCCCGGGCCCCGCCGUGCCCGUGUGGCUGGCCGAGGACGACCUGGGCUGCAUCAUCUGCCAGGGGCUGCUGGACUGUCCGGCCACGCUGCCCUGCGGCCACAGCUUCUGCCGCCACUGCCUGGAGAGCCUGUGGGACGCACGGGGCGCGGGGGACCGCUGGGCCUGCCCCACCUGCCGGGAGGUGGCCGCGCAGCAGCCGCGGCUGCAGAAGAACACGCUGCUGCAGGACCUGGCGGACAAGUACCGCCGCGCCGCGCUCGAGGUGGAGGCGGGCCCCGACUCGGCCCCCCGCCCCGGCCCCGGGCCCAGCCCGGCCCCCAGGCCCGGGCGCCGCCGGUCACUGCAGCGGGUGGAAGUACAGAAGAGCAUUACAGAAGUUGGUCAGGAGCUGACAGAGCUGGGGGAACGGCUUGUAGACAUUGUCAGGAGCCUGCAGAGUCAGAGGCCCCUCUCAGAAUCUGGACCAGACAAUGAACUGAGCAUCCUGGGCAAGACUUUUUCUUCUGGGGUGGAUCUUUCCAUGGCUUCUCCAAAGCUGGUGACUUCCGAUGCAGCUGCAGGGAAAAUCAAAGAUAUUCUCCAUGACCUAGAAGAAAUUCAGGAAAAAUUACGAGAAAACUUCUCCUGGAAAGAGGCUCCUGAAGCACAGACACAGGGGGAACUCUUGGAAGCCCUGUCUUCCUCCUCAUGCCCAUUGUCUGACCAGAGCCGCCCUGCACUCAGGAGAGCUUCUCAGUUUGCUCAGUGGGCCAUUAAUCCAACCUUUAACUUGAAGAGCCUUUCCUGCAGCCUGGAAGUGUCCAGGGAUUUCCAUACAGUGACUGUGUCUCCCCGCCUACAACCCUAUCGCUUGAGUUGUGAGAGGUUUUCUACCAGCCAGGUCUUAUGUUCCCAGGCCCUCUCUUCUGGAAAGCAUUACUGGGAAGUGGACACUAGGAAUUGUAGCCACUGGGCAGUUGGGGUGGCUUCCUGGGAGAUGAGCCGUGACCAGGUCCUGGGAAGGACUACAGACUCUUGUUGUGUGGAAUGGAAAGGGACUAACCAGCUCUCUGCAUGGCACAUGGUCAAGGAAACUGUCCUUGGCUCAGACAGACCUGGGGUGGUGGGCAUCUGGUUGAACCUUGAGGAGGGGAAGCUUGCCUUCUAUUCAGUGGACAAUCAGGAGAAGCUUCUGUAUGAGUGUACCAUCUCUGCCUCCUCUCCUCUGCACCCUGCCUUCUGGCUGUAUGGCUUACAUCCUGGAAAUCACCUGAUAAUAAAGCAAGUAAAGGUCUAAGGUUUCCUCAGGGAUUACAAAA